GACAAACUUACACGUGACUGUCAGAUUCUCAAUUGUAUGUGAUUUCUAUGAGUGAGAUUAUGUUUGUCAACCGUUUAGUUUUAAGUACCGAAGUGUUUUCUGAAACAUAAAAUCAAGAAACGUUUAACUAAGGUAUUUUCUUUGAAGUGUAGAUUACAUCUAGGAUGAAAUGUGUCUGGAAAUCAUCACUCGAAAUAUGUGGAACGCAGUUCCAUCAAGGCCCACAAAUAGAACGAUGGAAAUCGUACAUCCAGCCAGAAAUGUGAUCGUAACUGCUACUUACACCAAAGAAUGCCAGGGUCAACUCUCUUGCGCAUUAAUUCUUAAAGCACUUCAGGACAAAGCAAUGAGGUUUAAGUAUUUGGAAGAUAUUUAUUACAAUUUUCUUAUUGGUGGCGACGGGAAGGUAUACGAAGGGCGUGGUUUCAUCCAAGCACCUUGUCUGUCUCCAAGAUUUAAAAAUAUGACGUAUCAAACUUUAUACAUUGCAUACAUAGGAGGUUUUUCUGAAAAAAGGCCAUCGGUCAAGAUAAGAAAUGCCAGGUAUCUUCUUGUUCAACAUGGGAUCUCUAUGGGAUACAUCCACCCCGAAUACCAUAAGAUUGAUUUGCUGCAGCGAGAGAAUAUAGACGCUUCUGGAUUGUACAGACAAAACCUUAGAACUCGAGCACGACUUUUAUCAUAAAAUUAAAUACUAUCUAAGUCAGUCAAACAUUACUUCAGAUUAAACAUGGUACUUAAAGGCACAUGUUAUACAAAUGUGAAUACUACCACAAAUACUUUCAACAGUAAGUGGUAUGCAAUGAUGUCAAUAAUGAAGUACGCCUGAACAACCUG
Messenger RNA from Macrosteles quadrilineatus (aster leafhopper), 837 nucleotides. Its product is annotated as peptidoglycan-recognition protein SB2-like. NCBI's taxonomy places the organism in Eukaryota, Metazoa, Arthropoda, Insecta, Hemiptera, Cicadellidae. Gene Ontology annotation, molecular function: N-acetylmuramoyl-L-alanine amidase activity; zinc ion binding. Gene Ontology annotation, biological process: peptidoglycan catabolic process. The coding region runs from base 170 to 685 and encodes 171 amino acids. The record is from RefSeq and is a predicted model, not a curated record. The transcript is spliced from 4 exons.